Molecule: messenger RNA, 696 nt
Organism: Pedinophyceae sp. YPF-701
Lineage: Eukaryota; Viridiplantae; Chlorophyta; Pedinophyceae
Source: the annotation of a GenBank genome assembly
AUGGGGCUCGACAGUGGGGAGGUCGAGCGGCAGCUCGCGCAUAUGAUCCGUUUCAUCAAGCAGGAGGCAGAGGAGAAGGCGAACGAGCUGCAAUUCGAGGCCGAGGAGGAGUUCAACAUCUCUAAGCUGCAGCUCGUCGAGGCCGAGAAGGCUCGCAUUCGCAAGGAGUACGCGCGCAAGCAGCACCAGCUCGAGGCCAAGAAGAAAGUCGAGGCCUCCCAGCAGCUCAACGCAGUGCGGCUGCAGAUGCUGCAGGCCAAGCACGCGCUGGUCCAGUCGACGGCGAGCGAGGCCAGGAACCAGCUCGUCGCGCUCACGCGCCGCCAGGCCGACUACAAGACCCUCCUGACCAGGCUCAUUGCCCAGGCGAUGACGCACAUGGAGGAGAAGUCCGUCAAAGUGCGGUGCCGCGAGGUGGACCAGGGGCUCGUGCAGGCGGUGAUCGAGAACGCCCGCGCGGAGUACAAGAAGGCGGUUGGCAAGGAGGCGCCGGCAGCGACCCUCGACACGGCCAAGUUCUUGCCACCCCCCCCCACAGGAAAAGAGGAGGAGGGCGCGAAGACGUGCCUGGGCGGCGUGGCGGUCACGUCGGAGGAUGGGCGCAUUGUGUGCAGCAACACGCUUGACCACCGUCUCGAGAUCGUGCUGCAACAGAACCUGCCGAACGUGCGGUCGGCGCUGUUCGGGGACGAGUAG